Messenger RNA from Lodderomyces pseudojiufengensis, 1371 nucleotides. RefSeq names its product Tip41p (gene TIP41). Bases 1 to 1371 code for a protein of 456 amino acids. The transcript has a single exon. Gene Ontology annotation, cellular component: cytosol. NCBI's taxonomy places the organism in Eukaryota, Fungi, Ascomycota, Pichiomycetes, Serinales, Debaryomycetaceae. The record is from RefSeq and is a predicted model, not a curated record. Gene Ontology annotation, biological process: TOR signaling.
AUGUCAGAAGAUAAAACAAAUAAAAAUGAUAAUUCUUCAAAAAAGCAAUCCAAACUGUCAUUAUUUGCAAUACCUUCCAAUAAAAGUAGGAGAGGUAUAGAUGCUAUACAUGUAAAUUCAGCAAGAGAAAUGGUACAAUUACAUACACAAGGUAGAAAUCCUCAAUCAAUAAAGAAACUACCUACAACUAAUAAUAAUACCAACAAUAACAAUAAAAGCAAUUCAUCUUCACCUUCGUUCUCAUCAAUAUCUUCAUCAACUUUCCCCAAAAAAAUAAGUAUACCCAAUCAUCACGCUAAUCAAAAUGAAUGUAAAAAUCCUCAAUGUAAUCAUUGUGGUAAAAUAAUAAUACCAUCACCACAACUGUCAUUACCAAUACAAGAUAAACCAAGUAUUAAAAUAGAUAAUUGGGAAAUUUAUACAAUCAAGAAACCUAUAUUAAAUUCUUUUGAAAUUGAUUAUUUAAAUGAUACCAAGUUUAAUUUCCCAUUACCUGAAAUGAUUUUUGGUAAUAAUUUAGUUAAAAUUAGAUUCGUUGAUGACAAUAUAGAUACCAAUGAAAGUGAAACUGUAAUUAAAAAUGAUAAUGAAAACGAAAACGAAAAGGAAUUGGAGAAAGAAAAAGAAAUUGAAAAGGAGAUAGACAAUAGUGCAAUUAAAGAAAUUACGUUCAAUGCAAUUGAUGCAUUAGAUACUUUAGAUGAUGAUGUUCAUUUAAAAGUUAGUUAUCAUGAAGAAUGGCUUAAAUCUCGUCAACAACAACGACAAAAGAAACAACAAAGUUUAAACAAUAAAAAUAAUACAACCCAAAAACAAAAACAAGAAAGAGGAAGUUCAAAAUUGGAUGAAGAUUUAAAAGAAAAAGUAUCAGAAUUAACUGAAGAAAUAGGAAUAAAACCUUAUGAUUGGACUUAUUCAACAAAUUAUAAAGGUAAUUCAAAUAUAGACUUUCAACCAACAACCAAGGAAAUUCCAAUAGAUAAAUUAACAAAACCUGAUCCGAUAUUAUUUUUUGAUGAAAUGAUAUUAUUUGAAGAUGAAUUAGCAGAUAAUGGAAUAAGUAUGCUUUCAACAAAGAUAAGAGUUAUGCCAUCAUGUCUUUUAAUAUUAUUAAGAUUUUUUUUAAGAAUUGAUAAUGUUAUAUUUAGAAUUAGAGAUUGUAGAGUUUUCAUUGAUUUUGAAACAAACACGGUUUUAAGAGAAUAUAAAAUUCAAGAAUGUGAUUAUGAUAAAGUUUUAAAGAAAAGUAUUAAUAGUAAUAAUAGUGGAGGGAAUGGAAAUGGUGAUCCUAAAAAGGCAUUAAGAGAUCAAAAUUGGGUUAGUUUGAAUAUACCUACUAUAAAGAGAACAAUAGAAGAGUGUAUACUAUAG